AUGACAAAUAAUACGCUGAAAGUAAUUGCAGCUACGGCUCUUUUGUCAGUGUUUUCAACACGGUUAGCUAAGGCUGCAUGGAAGGAGUAUACGCUUUCACAUGCGGCUAACAAGAACAAGAUCGCAUCGCAACCUCGUCAAUAUGACGAAAACUUAUUUAGGGAGCAACUAGCUCGUAACUACGCUUUUCUAGGGGAGGAAGGUAUGAGAAAGGUCAAAGAACAAUUCAUAGUUAUUGUUGGUGCUGGAGAAUUGGGGUCCUGGGUAUGUACAAUGUUAAUUCGCUCAGGAUGUCAAAAAGUUAUGAUUAUUGAUCCGGAAGAUAUAUCUGUUGAAUCUUUGAAUACACAUUGCUGUGCAACAUUAUUAGAUGUUGGAAAACCAAAAGUCGAGUGUUUGAAAGAGCAUUUGUCCAAGAUCGCUCCUUGGUGCGAAAUAAAAGCAAGAACCAAAGCGUGGACCAAAGAAAAUUCUGAAGAAUUCUUUUUUGCAGAUGGCGAUUCUCCAACUUUCAUUGUGGAUUGUCUAGAUAAUCUAGAAUCUAAAGUAGAUUUGUUGGAAUAUGCCUAUAAUAACAAAAUCAAUGUAAUAUCUUCUAUGGGCAUUGCCACUAAGUCUGAUCCAACCCGUGUAAGUAUAAAUGACAUCUCUAUGACUGAAUUUGACCCUAUAUCUCGUUGUGUAAGAAGAAAGUUAAGAAAAAGAGGGAUUAUCACAGGGAUUCCGGUGGUUUUUAGCAAUGAGAUGCUUGAUCCACGCAGGGACGAUGUACUGUCCUCUGUAGAUGGAGAGCACUGUGCUAUCAAUGCUAGUAGAGAUGAAGCCCUGAGGCACUUACCGGAAUUAGGAACCAUGCCAGGCAUUUUUGGUUUGAGUAUUGCGACAUGGAUUUUGACGAAGGUUUCGGGAUACCCAAUGAAGAAAAAUGAAUUCAAGAAUAGGCUAAAAUUCCAUGACGGCAUACUAGAAACUUUCCAAAAUCAGAUGGCUCGAUUAAAUGGCGGUAAAGACCAAUCAUCUGUGAUUGGGUUGAAAGAAGUCGGGUACAUAGUUGAAGAAAUGUUUAGAGGCAAAUCUCCUAUCAGCGGGUACUCUACAAAGCUAGCUCUAACAAAAUGGGAACCUAACAAAGAGGUGUCUUUGACCAACCUUGUUCUUUUAACGAAAGACGAACAAGAGAUUCACGAAGAAAGGGUUUUGCGAGAUGGCAACAAACUAACUGAUGUUUAUUCUAGUGAAGUUUUGAACGCUAUAAAAAGGACUUUCAAAGAGGAAGAGUAUUAUUCUUAG
Molecule: messenger RNA, 1290 nt
Organism: Saccharomyces eubayanus
Lineage: Eukaryota; Fungi; Ascomycota; Saccharomycetes; Saccharomycetales; Saccharomycetaceae
Gene: TCD1
Product: tRNA threonylcarbamoyladenosine dehydratase
Exons: 1
Coding region: 1-1290 (429 amino acids)
Biological process (GO): cyclic threonylcarbamoyladenosine biosynthetic process
Cellular component (GO): mitochondrial outer membrane
Molecular function (GO): ubiquitin-like modifier activating enzyme activity; tRNA threonylcarbamoyladenosine dehydratase activity
Source: RefSeq, a predicted model, not a curated record